AUGCAAAAUGUUGCUGAUGUUGACCAAGAGGAUCCAGCGAAAAAUAAAGUAGAAGAUCUUACAAAUACUGUUCAGAUGCUGAGAGCAGAUGUCAGGGAGAUAAAGCAAAUUUUAUGUAGCCUGCUUGUGGAUAGGUCUGGCUCUCAGUACAUUGCCAGUAACGAUAAGUCGCUGGAUAACAGCGCAAAUUCCUAUGAAGAGGCUGGCAGCUCACCAUUACAAGCACUGUCAUGUAUCUCAAAGGUUGAGAACACACCAUGUUCGGUUGAUGCACGACAACAUGUUUCAUCAUUGGCCGUUGCAUCUUUAUCAAUGUUGCCCAUGUUGGAACACGUGGCUGAAGAAUCCGAAUCAUUGACACCUCUAGGAAAGGUUUUUUCAGCAAAGGCAGCAGGCCUCCCACAGACGAGCAAUUGUUUCCUCCCAUCCAGCAGAAUGUCACAUGGAGCUGAACUAAAACUAUGCGCAGCACCUGAGUGGGACAUUGUCGACCUGUCACAAUCACUUGAGGACACAGAGCCAUUCUGUUCGACAGCAAGGGCAACAGGGGUCAGAACGCCUCAGCGAGGAGUAUUAUCCCCACAACCAGUUAAUUCAAGGCUAUCGUCAGUAAUGACAUCUCCACAGGCACACAACAAAAUGUUACCGUUAGCAGCAACACCACCACAACGAGGCAUCAGUGGCCGAUGCAACAUCUUCGGUAGUUCUCAAUCAGAGACAGAAGGAGGUGAGACCGACGGCGCGUCGGCAGAAUGCAAAUGCGAAUUCUGCGGCAAAACCGUACUGGGGGGUUACGGCGCUCUCGCUCGCCACAGACACGACCACCGGGCGGAUGCGCAGUUCCACUGCAGGAUUUGCGGUAACGUGCUGCUCUCCUUCCGAAAUCUUGAAAUGCAUUAUCGCGCCCACGCGACUGCACUGACCUUCAGAUGUCCUCUGUGCGCGGCCGCGUUUCCGCAGCGUGGACAACUAUACGCGCACAUGCGGGAGGAACACACUAGAGGCGUUCUGCACAGGUGCAGCGUGUGUCUAAAGGUGUUCGGAUCAGGGCAGAAGCUGCAGCGUCACGCAAGAAGCAUGCACACGAAGAAGCGAUGA
This is a messenger RNA of Priapulus caudatus, 1098 nucleotides long. RefSeq names its product sal-like protein 1. Bases 1 to 1098 code for a protein of 365 amino acids. NCBI's taxonomy places the organism in Eukaryota, Metazoa, Priapulida, Priapulimorpha, Priapulimorphida, Priapulidae. The record is from RefSeq and is a predicted model, not a curated record. The transcript has a single exon. Gene Ontology annotation, cellular component: nucleus.